AUGUCAGAUAAACAAGAAAAUACAACUCCAACACUAUUGAUACAAGUUCAAAAAAGUAAUAACAACCUGCAACAUAGUGGCAAUCGUAAACCACAUCGUUAGUUAAAAUUAGGUUGUAUACAAUUUUUUUUUUUUUAGGCUUAUAUUAUUAUGAUGUAUUAAUAUUUGUAUUUAACAGAAAUGAUUUAUUUAUUUAUACUCGUAGCUAACUAUUUUAUGUUUAAUAUUAUUUAAUAUUUUUUAUAUUGUCGAAUAGAUUUUUAAAAUUGGUUACUAUUUAUUAUAUAAUUGGUUCAUGUUAAAAUUUAUUUUAUUUUUGAUUUUUAUGGGCCAAAUAUAAGACAUUAUUAUCAUUAUUUUUAUUAAUAUUACUAUGUGUUAAGCUACGUUGUGUAGGUAAUCAGAGUUAGUCAGUCUGUAUUUAUUACUGUCUUAGGUAACGCUUCUCUGAUUCAUCAGUAAAUAAAUUGUUUAACCUUUCAUUAGUCGAAUGUAUUUCUUUUUAGUUAUUUACAAUACAAUAGCUACAACACGAUAUUUACAAUAGCUAGUAGGUUAUGUUAAUGAUAUUACUAGGUGAAGAUAUUGAUGUUGGUUCCUAACAAUAACGAUGUUUCGGCGUUCAUUGGUUCGGUGUAAUAUUUAUACAUAUAAGAAAUUCACUUCAGGAAUAUUAUAACUUGAUAUAUUAUAUUAAAAGUUAUUAUUAUAACAAUAACAAUACUUAAAAAAUUGUUUUUGUUAUUCAACUUUCCUACCAGCGAUUUUACUCCGAUGUAAAAUGAUAGCACUUUUUCUUAAAAGAAAUCUGACUGGGGAGGUAUUAUGAGGAAGUCAUUUUUAGAUUUUCCAAGGAAUUUUCCCAAUAAAUGGGAAAGAGUAAACCUAGAAAAACGUAGGAAGAACGGGAAAAUGAGUACAAUAUCAAACAAAUAUUAUUAAAGAAAAUAUAUAAUGCCUAUGUAAUAAUUUUACCAUAAUAUGGCAUAUAUAUUGUUCACAAAGCAACACUAUCAACUGAACUCCAUUCAGAAUCGUUUUUUCGUUAGCAAUAUUUUUUUUAUUUUGUGUACAAAAAUUCAACCAGACAUUAUGCUCCAGAGUAUCAAAUAUAGCCAGUGUUUUUAACAUUCCUUUUUAAAAAAAGGAACUCGUUCUCGUUUCUCGUUCCUUAAAAAAAAAUAACUUGUUCAUUAAGCGUUCCUUUUUUUUUUUUAUCAGUUUUGAUAUCAUUCAUAAUGUACACGUAUUAUCACGAACUUUACGUAGUUAAUUAAAUAGUUUCACGAAUUGUUAUUAUUUUUAAACAAUAUUACAAAAAUUAAAAACCACGAGUAUAUCUAAUGUGGGGAAACAUUGGUAAUUUUAUUUCUAAAAUUAAAACUUAAUAAUUAAUUCUAUUAUCAUUUAUAAACAGUGGAAGGUAUUAAUUAUUUGUUUUUUGUACAUAAUACAUAUAAUUUUAUAAAAUUUGAAUAAACAUAAUAUAUAAUAUAAUUAUAACAAUGUAACAUUUAACUCAAACUCAGUACGCGUAUAGUAUAAUAAAUCCCUAUAAAACGUAUAUAAAAACCGGCCUACGGGCUAAUGCUAGCGCACUCUGGUGAACAGCCAGUUUGCCGUAAUUUUUCGCGUCAAUACCGUAACAUUGAAAUAUACGAGAACGGCGCCACCUUAUCUUCUCUACAUAGUGAUAUUGGUAAUUGUGCAGUGUGUCAAAAGUUUAGAACGGAAAAUACAAGAGGUCCAAUGUUAUCUCACGAGGUUCAUUUGUUAAAGUGGCGUGUGAUAUUUUGAAUUUUUGGUAAGCAAUCUUAUUAAGUUUUGAUGGGUUAUUAUUCCCCGGUUGGUUAGAGUCGAAUAUUUUAUCCUUCAAAACAGCAACUCGGAUAAUACAAGGUUUAAAAGUUAUUUUUCCGCUCAUGGUGUUCCCGAACAGUCAAUCGCUGAUAAUACGCCUUUUAUUUCUACAGAUUUUUCUCAAUUUGCUAAUGAGCGGGGUAUUGCGGUAAUUGCAACAAGCCCUAGAUGUCCAAGAUCGAACAGUCUUGCGGAAAAAGGAGUUGGUAUUGCAAAAUCACUUUUGAAAAGGGUAGAAGAGAGUAAGGCCGGCAUACAGUUAAUGUUAUCGGAGUACAGAAAUAGUGUUAUUAUUGGGUGUAGGUAA
Cinara cedri is the source of this 2167-nucleotide messenger RNA. Lineage: Eukaryota; Metazoa; Arthropoda; Insecta; Hemiptera; Aphididae. The record is from the annotation of a GenBank genome assembly.